AAUCAAGAAGGCCAACAAAGACAGCUUACCAAUCAAUCGGUCCACAAAGCACUUCCAGCUAUCUCAGUUUAUAAACUACAAGUUGACAAAUAUAAUAAGUGAGCACUGAGCAGACGCAAAUAGGCCACAUAGAGAAAAUUUUGCUACAUAUAGCAAAGUCUUGUGUUCAUGUCAAAAACACAAGGCAACGGUUUCAAUGGCUUCCAAUCUCAUCUUCGUCGUCUUCUUCAUAUUCGUGUCUUUUUCUCUAACUUCUGGAUAUUCUAUUUCCACGAGAAGUGCUGUCUCAAAACAAGAAGAUGAAUCAUAUGUUAUGGAUCAAGAAUCGCCGAUGGUCGUUGUCGAAGAUGUAGUAAGAAGUCGUCUUCUAGCCAGAGUCGCUCGCUCAGGAGCAGUCGUGAAUAAAGGAUCAGCUUCUAAGAAAUCUCCGAGCAAAGGUCCAAAGAAGAAAGAAACGAGUCCAAAGAAGAAAGAAACGAUUGCAAAAAAGAUAAAUAAGAUCAACAAGAUCAAGAAAAUCAAGAAAAUAGGAGCAUUGACUGUUGGAGCUUUUGUCGGAAUCAUCAUAGCAGCAAUUGUGGUUGGCAUUGCGAUAAUCUGUGUUGUAUACAUUUUAUUAGUUUUAUACUUCAGACGCAAAGCAAAGAAGGCUCAAAGCACUGAUGAACAAGACACUGCUGCUGCUAAAGAAAAAAUCAACGACUCAUCCGAAACUCAAACUUCCAGAAAAGAGGAUGUGGUCUAAACAUCACUAUGGCUUUCAUAUAUCAAUCAUCUUGCGGGGGGAGCUAAAGAUAUAUUCGAUCCUUUUCUUUGUGUGGUUUAUUUAUUAGUUAAUUCUAUGUUAUAUAUGUUCUGUGACGAUGUGUUGAAUUACGUUAUGAAUCUUGGUUGAUUAGGAGAGUGUAAAUUUAAAUUUUAAAUUUGGGGUUGAUAAUGAAUUUGGUUACAAUGAAA
Capsella rubella is the source of this 957-nucleotide messenger RNA. RefSeq lists its product as uncharacterized. The coding region runs from base 197 to 745 and encodes 182 amino acids. Lineage: Eukaryota; Viridiplantae; Streptophyta; Magnoliopsida; Brassicales; Brassicaceae. The transcript has 6 exons. The record is from RefSeq and is a predicted model, not a curated record.